Molecule: messenger RNA, 2201 nt
Organism: Chlamydomonas reinhardtii
Lineage: Eukaryota; Viridiplantae; Chlorophyta; Chlorophyceae; Chlamydomonadales; Chlamydomonadaceae
Exons: 4
Coding region: 152-463 (103 amino acids)
Source: RefSeq, a predicted model, not a curated record
GAUACUCGUGCGCGCCCAAGACGUUACAGAGAUUCACCAGACAGCAGCCGUUGGUUCAAACGCAAGUUCGCCGCGGCCGGCAAAUUUCUGCUCCAACGAAGCUAUCUCGAAACAUAGUUGCUGUCUGUUAGUGUCUCUCCGGCCCUAUAACAUGGCCAGCCUUCAGGAGCAGCUCAACUGUGGGCACGUCUGCAACCACACUUGCUGCGUUCAGCACGAGUUUGGAAACAUGUACAGAUGCGCGACGUCUGGCCUUGUGCACAUAUGUGACUCAACGUGCAACCAGCGGCUGUACCACGAUAAAUACUCGACUAUCUGCCGCAUCAGCCGCAAGCUCCACCCGCCGUUCACAACGGAGGCAACCAUGGACACGGAGAUGCCGCGGAAACGGAGCGGCGGCGACGAGGUGCUCCCUAGUGCGGACUCGUGGAAGCGGCGGACGCAAUCGCCUGUGCACUGCUGAGGUAGCAGCAAUCCACGCUAGCGGCCUCGGGUGGCAGACACGGCGCCUGUGCAAACCCGCUCGUGCAGUUGACACUGGGCCGUGGCAGUGGCGACGUCGCCGGCCUGCUAUGCACGGGCAGGUCAGCUGCGUCAUCGUGCCAUGGGGUUUCGAAUGCCACCAUGAUGCGGCUGCUGCUGCAACGGGGCGUCGGUGGGAGGCGAAGGGGCUUUGGGGCUGCAUUCAUGCGGGUGCACUUAUCGCCCGAUUUUGGCUUGGCGAGGGGGUUUCGGAUGCAGAGCUUGGUGCUGCGAUUUGAUUCUCUGGGGACCGGGCCCUCAUUAUUGCCGGCCGCGGAGGUGAGCCACCUACCGGCGUGACAGCUUGAUGCCUUGUGAGGGCACGGGCUUGGGUGUGGAUGGGUGUUUGGAUUCGGGUUUGACGAAGCGACUUGGGACGACGAGUGGUUCUUAACACGCAGCCAGGCCCUGCAGUAGGGCCUCUCUGCAGGGCGCAGCGCACAGCAGCGCUAAUUCAGUAAUCAAGGGGUGGUUGAACAACACGGUGCGGCGCAGCGCGGAUGUCGCACUUUUUGGCGAAUGGCGAAAUGUGAGCGCCCCCUUCGGACGGUAAUGCAGCACCAUUUCGGUGCCAGGCCGCCACCUGGCGCCGAUCUACGGACCUCCUUUCAUCUUGUACCUGUUUAUGUGUGCGCGUGUGCGUUUGUGGCACUGCAUCCCAUCGUGUGGUAGAACGUGGACCCGUGUGUGUGUGUGCGUUGUAUGUGGUUGCCUCCUGCCCAUCACCGGUUUUGGUGGCUCUUCUUUGGUGAGACACACGGGCAGGAGUGGCAACCAACCAUUAAAGUGCUGAAGCAUUGGACGGAGCGACUGCGGGAAAUCGGCUGCGGGUUUUGAUGACAGUAGCAUUUGUGUUAGCCAGAGUGUGCGGCAAGCAGCCUGGCCAAAGGACACCCGCGGGACGUCGGCGGCCACGGCUGCCCUGCCCUUGUCCUCACGACCGAAUUGCGUGUGUUGCACAACGAGGACAGAAUGCACGAGUGUGAUCUUGAUUCUGGCAUUGGAAACGGGGCGCAUAAGGCAAACGGACACCGGAGACGUGCCGAAUACAUGAGCGGUGCAGGACGGAGUGUGUAUGUGUGUUUUUGCAUGUGGUGGGAUGCAAGGACUGGGCACGCACGUGCCCGUGCAACCAAUGGGCGUUUGGUUCAGGACGCAAGCUGUCUGUGUCUGCAGUGUGUGUGAUCGGGCGCGAUUUCGUUGAUGCGCGGGAUGAUGUAUUGAGUGCCCCUGCACGUGUUGCUCCCGCAUGCACCUGGGGCGUCAGGCCGCCGGCGCGGCGCAGCCAAGCUGCAAUCCCAGCGGUUCCCGACGGUCCCGGUGUGUGUGGAUGCCUGUGCCGGAGGCGCCAUCGGUAGAGUGAUCCAGCGUGUUUGUACUGAGUAUGCAUGCGCACUGUGUGUGUAUGUGUGUUUCAGUAGUGUGGUGAGGGCCAACGCAUGAGGGACACGACACAGGCUGCAGUGGCCGUGAAAGCGCCGUGAAGCGCAAGGGCUGUGGCUGGGGUCGGGGCAGGCGCAGGGGCGCUAGGCAGAGGCAUGCGCGCGGCGGCCGGCACUGGCGUCGGCGGGCCAAGGUGCUGGGAUGGCGAGUGCUGGGGCCUGCCGCCGCAACGCCAGCUGAGGCCUGGGCCGCAGGGGCGUUUUGGUGUCUCUGUACAUGUGUAACACACUGAGAGC